This is a messenger RNA of Lottia gigantea (owl limpet), 1438 nucleotides long. RefSeq lists its product as hypothetical. NCBI's taxonomy places the organism in Eukaryota, Metazoa, Mollusca, Gastropoda, Lottiidae. Gene Ontology annotation, molecular function: S100 protein binding; tubulin binding; ubiquitin protein ligase binding. Gene Ontology annotation, cellular component: nucleus. Bases 103 to 798 code for a protein of 231 amino acids. Gene Ontology annotation, biological process: heart development. The transcript is spliced from 6 exons. The record is from RefSeq and is a predicted model, not a curated record.
GUUAUUCUUAGAAUAUUCGAGAGAUAAAAUAGAUAUUUAUUUGCCUUCAAACAUUCAUUGUUGAAUUUUAAAUUUAUACAUUAGAUUGUUGGAGAAUUAACAAUGGCUUCCCUUGUAGUUGAUGAGUUGAAGAAAGAUUUAACAGAACUUGAACAAUUUAACAGUCAAGCUACGCGUCAAAGAGUUAAAAACCUUUUAACUGUAGAAAUUCGAAAAGUAGAGUCAGAGAUAAGUAAACAACAGGAAAUGGUUGACAAAGCUCCUCAACCUGCAUCAAGCUCUGCUAGUGGUGACAAUAAAUCCACUGGUGUUGUAAUCAAAGAAAAAAUUACAAAAUAUGGUUGGGACGAAUCCGACAAAUUUAUGAAACUUUACGUAACCUCGAAUAAUGUUCAUAAUUUAGAUAAGGAGAAAAUAAGAUCAGAAUUCACUAACUGCUCAGUACAACUGAAUAUUGACGGUUUAAAUAAUAAAAAUUAUGAAUUAUAUCACAGUCAUUUAUGUGAAGAAAUUGAUCCUUCAGCAAGCUAUCAUAAGGUAAAAACUGAUAUGGUUUUAUUGAUGUUAAAAAAGAAAGAAGUUGGCAAAAUCUGGUCACAUGUAACUGCGGUGGAAAAGAAAAAAGUAGAAAAAUCAAAAGAAACACCAGAUCUAGAUAAAGAAGAUCCCAAUGCUAGUAUGAUGAAAUUAUUACAGAAGAUGUAUGAGGAAGGUGAUGAUGAGAUGAAACGUACUAUAGCUAAAUCAAUGUCCGAUUCUCGUGGUAAACAAGGUGCUGGUAUGGAUUUUGGUCAAUAGGUGUUGUGGAAAAAUGGUGGACUUUAAUUUUUCGAAUGACCUGUCAGUGUCAUAAACUUGGUAUCAAAGACACAUUGUGUUAUGUAAGCAAGUCAUGUUUACAUAUUUUCAGUUUCAGAGCAAAAAGUAUAAUAGAUUGUUUUAAGUCUUUUGAAACCUUUUCUCAUCCAUAGCUAGCAAACCUGUAGUAAUGCAGGGUAAAUCAUUUAUAUUAUGUUUAAUAUUUUCAUGUAUUUUCUGUUUAAACUCCACAAGCAUAGUUAGGUUAGGUAUCCAAUUAAGACAUGAUAUCUAUAAAUAUUUUGUUUUCUUGCCUAUUUAGAGUUAUUUCCCUUCUGCUUCCCAUUCAAAUCCAAAUUUUUAUAAAAUAUUUCGAACAUUUUACUCUAUAUUAUUGCUAACAUGAUCAUGGAGAGAUCAAUUUUAUUUUCUGUAUGUUAUUAUGUUUAGCACUGCCUCAUUUAUAUCGUAUGAUGUUGUGUUUACAAAAAAAUAAAAUCAUUUGUGUAAAUUCUGUUGUAACAUAUUCCUUCAAAGGAAAAUGAGAUUCACUUUCUGGAACUAGGUAGGUCAUAUACAGAUUUAUUGUUGCUUUGUAUGAAAUAUUGGCCAAUAAAUAUCUCCUGAAAAUAAACCAGUG